AUGGCGCCCUCUGCCAUCUCCAACUCCCCUGAGCUCAGCUCUGCCCAGCUGGGCGUGAAGAAGGCCAAUCUGGACGGCAAGGCGGCCCUUGAGGCCAUCACAGGCCAAUGGGACGCCUUCACCUUCUCGCCCAUCCGGGAGAGCCAGGUAUCUCGGGCCAUGACCAGGCGCUACUUCACCGACCUCGACACCUAUGCCGAGUCUGACAUCGUCAUCAUCGGCGCCGGCUCCUGCGGCCUCAGUGCUGCGUACAUGCUGGGCAAGGCGCGGCCGGACCUGAAGAUCGCCAUCAUCGAGGCCGGCGUGGCCCCCGGUGGCGGUGCCUGGCUGGGCGGCCAGCUCUUCUCUGCCAUGGUUAUGCGCAAGCCCGCCGACGCCUUCCUCGCUGACCUAGGCGUCCCGUUCGAGGACGAAGGCAACUUCGUUGUCGUCAAACACGCCGCGCUGUUCACAUCCACCAUCCUGUCCAAGGUGCUGCAGUUCCCCAACAUCAAGCUCUUUAACGCCACGGCUGUCGAGGACCUGAUCACGCGCCGCGAGAAUGGCGCCAUUACUGACGUCCGCAUCGCGGGCGUCGUCACGAACUGGACCUUGGUGUCGAUGCAUCACGAUGACCAGUCUUGCAUGGACCCCAACACCAUCAACGCCCCCGUGGUGAUCUCGACCACCGGCCACGACGGACCGUUCGGUGCGUUCUCCGUCAAGCGCCUCGUGAGCAUGAAGCAGCUGGAGCAGCUCGGUGGCAUGCGAGGUCUGGAUAUGCAGACUGCCGAGGAUGCCAUCGUCAAGGGCACCCGUGAAAUCGUCCCUGGCCUCAUUGUCGGCGGGAUGGAGCUGUCUGAAAUCGACGGUGCCAACCGAAUGGGCCCGACCUUUGGAGCGAUGGCUCUUAGCGGCGUCAAGGCUGCGGAGACGGCUCUCCGCGUCUUCGACACCAGGAAGGCCGAGAUCGGUGGGAAGUGA
This is a messenger RNA of Cryphonectria parasitica EP155, 963 nucleotides long. RefSeq lists its product as uncharacterized. Gene Ontology annotation, biological process: thiamine biosynthetic process. The record is from RefSeq and is a predicted model, not a curated record. The transcript has 2 exons. NCBI's taxonomy places the organism in Eukaryota, Fungi, Ascomycota, Sordariomycetes, Diaporthales, Cryphonectriaceae. Bases 1 to 963 code for a protein of 320 amino acids.